CACCGUACGCAAUUUCCUCCGGGGGAGCGUUUAACUGCCCGGAAACGGAAGUCUCGUUCUUUUCCGUCCUUUUCGCUUGUCGUCGCUCGCUGUGAGUGUUCCGGGCGGUACUCGGGAACUAGGGGGUGCCGGCCGCGCUGUCCCGCGCCCCUCGCAGCCAUGCCUCGCAAAAUCGAGGAGAUCAAGGACUUCCUGCUCACGGCGCGGCGGAAGGACGCCAAGUCUGUCAAGAUCAAGAAGAAUAAGGAUAAUGUGAAGUUCAAAGUGCGAUGCAGCAGAUACCUUUAUACGUUGGUCAUCACAGACAAAGAGAAGGCAGAGAAGCUGAAGCAGUCCCUGCCCCCAGGUUUGGCAGUGAAGGAGCUGAAAUGAACCAAGCACGCUGAUUUGAACUGUUAAAAUUCAAAAAAAAAUUUCUUUUUUCAGUGUCCUUUGUCUUUGAAGACGGGAAGGGAAAUGUUCCUUGAUUAUGGUUUCUGGUGGGAACAGGAUGGGUGUCCUGGUUUCCACCUCCGUGUAUCCCUAAUCUUGGGCUGUGGUUCCAAUGGACAAAUAAAGUCAUCCCUUUUUUAGUCUAA
Diceros bicornis minor is the source of this 578-nucleotide messenger RNA. RefSeq names its product ribosomal protein L38 (gene RPL38). Lineage: Eukaryota; Metazoa; Chordata; Mammalia; Perissodactyla; Rhinocerotidae. Bases 160 to 372 code for a protein of 70 amino acids. The record is from RefSeq and is a predicted model, not a curated record. Gene Ontology annotation, cellular component: ribosome; cytosolic large ribosomal subunit. Gene Ontology annotation, molecular function: structural constituent of ribosome. Gene Ontology annotation, biological process: translation; protein-RNA complex assembly. The transcript has 5 exons.